AUGGGCUUUGUCACCCCUGCACUGUAUCUGUCUGGGGGUGCCAGCCCAGCCCAGCCAGGUGCUGCAGCCCCGGGCAGCCCCCGGGCCUGGCGGCAGCACGAGGGUCCGCGGCGGGGGGGGAGGGCCUGGGUGAUCCCCCCCAUCAGCGUCUCAGAGAACCACAAGCGCAUCCCCCACCUUCUGGUGCAGAUCAAGUCGGACAAGCAGCAGCCCGGGGGGGUGAUCUACAGCAUCAAGGGGCCGGGGGUGGACGAGGAGCCCCUGGGCAUCUUCUCCAUCGACAAGUUCACUGGGAAGGUCUUCCUCAACGCCAUGCUGGACCGGGAGGAGAACGACCGCUUCCGGGGAUUCAUCAGCAAGCGGUAA
This is a messenger RNA of Pygoscelis adeliae (Adelie penguin), 366 nucleotides long. RefSeq names its product cadherin 15, type 1, M-cadherin (myotubule) (gene CDH15). Bases 1 to 366 code for a protein of 121 amino acids. NCBI's taxonomy places the organism in Eukaryota, Metazoa, Chordata, Aves, Sphenisciformes, Spheniscidae. Gene Ontology annotation, cellular component: membrane; catenin complex; adherens junction. The record is from RefSeq and is a predicted model, not a curated record. Gene Ontology annotation, molecular function: calcium ion binding; cadherin binding. The transcript is spliced from 4 exons. Gene Ontology annotation, biological process: adherens junction organization; cell-cell junction assembly; homophilic cell-cell adhesion.